ACAUAAAUACAUUAUAACAUAUACUUACACAGGCUAGAGCAGCAGCGACAUGGAUGAUCUUUUGUUGAAGAUAUCGGUGGUUCUACUGCCUGCAUUAGUCUUUUUGCUGUCUCUCUAUUCUCUCAAGUUUUUGCAAUCCAUUCUCAUAAAGACUAAACAGCAGGAGGGAACAACAGCAGUCGAGCCUCCUGGAACGACAGGUUGGCCUAUCGUCGGAGAGACUUUGGAUUUCGGCCGAGCAAAUCUAAAGGGCUUUCCAGAAAAAUUCUUUUACGACAGGGUUCGUAAAUACUCUUCCAAAGUGUUUAAGACUUCAUUAAUUGGCGAAACUGUGACUGUCCUCGAUGGUCCUGCUGGUAACAAAUUCCUGUUCUCCAACGAAUACAAACUCGUAACGAUUUGGUGGCCUCGAGCAAUUCAAAAGAUCAUACCAAUUACGGAGGGAGUAGCCUCUCCAUCGGGAAUCCAAGCAUCUAAGAACCUCCGCCAGAAGAUUUAUCCUUUAAUCCUUAAACGAGACGCACUCCGUAAGUAUGUAGACAUGAUGGAUUCUCUGACGAGGAAACAUUUCGAUACUCAUUGGGAUAACAAGGAGGAAGUUAUUGUGUAUCCUCUAGUCCAGAUUUACACUUUCUCAAUGGCUUGUUGGUUUUUACUGAGCGUUGACGAUGAAGCUCUUGUCCAUGAGUUACUCAAACCCUUUAAUGUGGUCGUUGAUGGAUUCGCAAGUUUACCGAUUAAUUUACCUGGGACGCCAUUAAAUCGUGGUAUCAAAGCUUCCAAAUUUAUCCGUAAUGAGUUCGAAAAGAUAGUCAAGCAGAGGAUGGAUCAGAUGCAUCUUUUGGGGGAGGACGAGGAGAAGGAGACUAUAUUACCACAGCCACCUGCACAAGACAUGUUGUCGCAAAUGAUCAUGUUCAGCGAUAACAAUCCGGAAGAUGAUGAAGCUAGCGUUACUGAUGAUCAUAACAACCAGAAAACAAAGAAGUUCAUGAGUGCAGCAUACAUUGCGGAUUUGAUUCUCUGUCUUAUGGCAGCUGGCUAUCACACUACAAGUACUGUUAUCACAGUCCUUAUGAAUUUCCUUGCUGAUUUUCCGGAUGUACUCAAUGGGGUAUUACAGGAGCAGAACGAAAUUGCCAAGUCCAAAGCACCGGGAGAGUUGCUAAACUUGGAUGACAUUUACAAAAUGAAAUACUCAUGGAAUGUGAUCUGUGAAGUACUGAGACUUGCACCGCCGUUCCAGGGAGGCUUUACCGAGGCAUUGACAGACUUUAUGUACUCCGGGUAUUUCAUUCCAAAAGGACGCAAGUUAUACUGGACUGCAAUUUCAACACACAUGAAUCUAGAGAACUUUCCAGAUCCUGAAAAGUUUGAUCCGUCCAGAUUUCAAGGCGCAGGACCUGCUCCAUACACGUUUGUACCGUUCGGAGGAGGACCUGGGAUGUGUCCUGGAUACGAGUAUGCUCGAGUAGAAAUACUUGUUUUCCUGCACCACGUUGUGAGAAGGUACACAUGGGAGAAAUUGAUUCCCGGUGAUAUUAAUGAAAGGUUAAAAGUUAACCCCUAUCCGUUGCCGCCUAAAGGGUUUCCGAUUCGUCUUCAACCACGGACGACCUAGUUAGUAUUGCCUGUUGAUUUGCUCUAUCAAAUAUGUUUUUAAUUUCGGCCAUCAGUGUCUCUAUUUUUAUAUGUGUACGUAUAUGUAAUGUACGAAUAAAUCAUCUUUG
Molecule: messenger RNA, 1730 nt
Organism: Papaver somniferum (opium poppy)
Lineage: Eukaryota; Viridiplantae; Streptophyta; Magnoliopsida; Ranunculales; Papaveraceae
Product: beta-amyrin 28-monooxygenase-like
Exons: 3
Coding region: 50-1621 (523 amino acids)
Biological process (GO): sterol metabolic process
Molecular function (GO): monooxygenase activity; oxidoreductase activity, acting on paired donors, with incorporation or reduction of molecular oxygen; heme binding
Source: RefSeq, a predicted model, not a curated record